AUGUUGCAAGACAAAGCGAACGUAGUACGGGCAAUAGAUUAUGAGAAUGUGACAUCAUUCGAAGAGCCAUACGUUAGUUAUAUAGAAGAUUUAUGGAACGAUUCCGGUAUCCAGGAGUGCUACGAUCGACGAAGGGAGUACCAGUUGACCGAUUCUGCCAAAUACUAUCUCUCCGAUUUGAGGAGGCUAGCAGCACCCGAUUACUUGCCUACAGAGCAGGACAUUCUUCGUGUUCGUGUUCCCACUACCGGUAUCAUCGAAUAUCCCUUCGAUUUGGAGCAAAUCAUUUUCAGAAUGGUGGAUGUGGGAGGUCAGAGGUCGGAGCGGCGAAAAUGGAUUCAUUGCUUUGAAAAUGUCACAUCAAUCAUGUUUCUAGUUGCUCUUUCCGAAUAUGAUCAGGUGCUUGUCGAAUGCGAUAAUGAAGUAAGUCUUUGUUGUUGA
Molecule: messenger RNA, 441 nt
Organism: Gongylonema pulchrum
Lineage: Eukaryota; Metazoa; Nematoda; Chromadorea; Rhabditida; Gongylonematidae
Source: the annotation of a GenBank genome assembly